Moneuplotes crassus is the source of this 316-nucleotide messenger RNA. The record is from the annotation of a GenBank genome assembly. Lineage: Eukaryota; Ciliophora; Spirotrichea; Euplotida; Euplotidae.
AUGAUUAUCAAAACAGGAAGACUAGAACGGCCUCUACUAAGAAAUCUAGCCCAACUACAAGUUACAACUUUAGAAAAAUUUUGGUUGGAUUUCUCUAAAAAUUAUUACGAACAGAUAUAUAAGUUUUAGUAGCUAUUCUAAAAAAGUUACUUUCUCAAAGAAAUUUCUCGAUUGGUUAGUAUCUGUUCAGUCUUCUAAUAAACUAAAGGCUAAAAAUGUAAAUUACUGCACCUCCAAAUUCUGAUUUUUUCAAAAUGGAUUUAUGCUACCGAGAGACUGUUUACCAACAUCGAAACCGGAACAGGUCAGAAAAUAA